Molecule: messenger RNA, 5624 nt
Organism: Alosa sapidissima (American shad)
Lineage: Eukaryota; Metazoa; Chordata; Actinopteri; Clupeiformes; Clupeidae
Exons: 5
Coding region: 30-5024 (1664 amino acids)
Biological process (GO): DNA repair; telomere maintenance
Molecular function (GO): ATP hydrolysis activity; DNA helicase activity
Source: RefSeq, a predicted model, not a curated record
AUUUUGGAUUGCUUUUUGACAUACUAAAGAUGGCGCCUCCUAGCAAGCGGUCCAGGGCGGCCAAGAAGAGACAGGCUGACUUGAGGUCCACUGAGGUGCCGUGCAAGAGGUCCCCGGUGGCGCAGGUUGACUUGGUCUCCUGUGACGAGGUUGGGCGUCCUCGUAAAAAAGCCCACACACAGUCUUCGGACGCUAUACAGUCUUCGGACUGCCAGUUACAAUGCCAGUUACAAUGCCAGUUACAAUGCCAGUUACAGUCUUCGGACGCAAUACAAGCAAACUCUACCAACUCUCAAACAAACUCUACCAACUCUCUGAAUAUGUGCCAUGACAAUAAUGCUACUGAUUGUUGUUCUUUGAAUGAAUCUGUUGACUUCCCAGAGAGAUCUGUGCUGAUGGGGUCUUUUCAUCAAGGCGAUUCACGGUUUGGAAAUGUGCGCAACAAGCAGUGUGGUGCCAUCAGUUUGACUGCUGUUUUGAAGUCCAAGAUGAAGAACGUGUGGAGCUGGGAAACUGGAGAUCUUGAUGAUGUUUUGAUUAAGGGAACUGUUCUUUACAGGUCAAUGAGUGCACAGGGUAAAAUAAGAGACCAAGGAAGGGGUUACAUUGCUGUGUCUGAAUUGCCUAGACAAUAUGAAGUGUGGAAUUGUGAUUUCUCAAUAAACUUUGCUGAUUCUUACACUGGAUUUAUUCAGGUUGAUGACUAUGACGAUGCUUUACGUGAUGUUGCCAUGCCUUUUGAUGAGGUCAGCCGUGGUCCUGAAUAUGUAUGCUCAGUCUGUCAUCGUUUACUCUUCAGGAAGCAGGUGGUUGAGUGUAAAAGACAUUACUAUGAAAGCAAAGGAGCAGAAGUGGCUGCAUUGGCUAAUAGAUGCAUAACAUUGCAAUAUUUACAUGUGUGUGAUGAUGAAUGUGAACAGAAAUGUCAUUUGUCUGAUAGUCCAUUAAGCAAAUUAUGGAUUUGCCAUACAUGUCAUCGUAAAAUACUUGGAGGAAAACUUCCCGAAGAGAGUGUCACAAACAACAUGCAUUUGGAUGAUAUUCCACCGGAACUUAAAUGUCUGAACUCUUUGGAACAACAUCUCAUUGCACGUCACAUUCCCUUCAUGAAGCUGUUGUGUUUGCCUCGAGGCCGCCAGAGAGCUUGCCAUGGUCCUUGCGUCUCUGUUCCUGUUAAUAACACAAAUGUGACAAAUAUACUCCCAAGAAAUGAAUGUGAUGACAAGAUGAUAAGAGUGAAACUGAAACGCAAGUUGACAUAUAAAGGUCAUUACGAGUACAUGUAUGUCCACACUGAUCGUGUCAGAAAUGCACUGAGGUAUUUGAUGGCAAACAAUAAAUGGUAUGGUGAUGUGACUAUGAAUGACGAAUGGGUAAACUCUCUGAAUGGCACUGACCAGCAUGAGGAAAGCACCAAACAGGAAACACCUGCUAACAGUGAUGAUGACAAUGUUCCUGAAGAGCAAGCAGAGGAAGAUGUGACUUAUAUCAAAGACCAGAAUGGGCUUUUGUCAGAUACAUCAUUACAACCUGUCGAUCUGGGUUCAGAGAUCAUUGAUCAGAAUUUUCAGGACAUACUUAAUGUGGCACCAGGUGAAGGUAACAGUCCAGUGAGGCUGCUGUCCGAUAAAACCAACGAGGCAAAAUGUUUCCCUGUUUUGUUUCCAUCUGGUGGACCUACAUUCCAUGAUGAAAGAGAGUCCAAAAUAACUCUGUCUCGGUACCUGAAUACACGCAUUCUGAAUGCAGAUGGGCGUUUUGCACAGAACACAGACUUCAUUUUUUACGCACAAUACAUAUCAGAGGUGCAUCAAGUUGUAUCUGGUGUAUCAGUGGCGUUACGCAAAGGUGGCGGCAACUCCCCUCUGAAAGACGCAUCACCAGACAUGUUGUUGAACUCAGACUCCUUGGGUAAAAUAUUGCGCAAUGACGAAGGAUACAAGUUCUUACGAGGAAUUCGUGGCACACCUCCAUACUGGAUGUCAGUUCAGAAAGAUUUAUUUGCCAUGAUAAGACAACUCUCCAUACCCACAUUCUUUGCAUCUUUUAGCUCUGCAGAUUUGAGAUGGCCUGAAAUGCUGAACUCUAUUCUAAGAAUAGAAGGUAAACAAACGUCUGUUGACGAUCUUGACUGGUCUGACAAAUGUGGACUCAUACGCCAAAACCCUGUGACAGCGGCAAGAAUGUUUGAUCACCGAUGGCAUUGCUUUCUCCGUGAUGUAAUCAUGUCGCCAGCAGAACCCAUAGGGAAAAUAAAGGACUACUUUUAUCGUGUUGAAUUUCAACAACGUGGUUCUCCUCAUGUCCACUGUCUUUUUUGGGUUGAAAAUGCUCCCAAGAUUGAUAAAGAGAGUGAUGAUGAAGUGGCACAGUUCAUAGAUACAUACAUCACCUGUGAAAUUCCACCAGAAACAGAUGCAGAGCUUUAUGAGGUUGUGAGCAGCGUACAGAGGCACAGCACAAGACACUCUAAGACUUGCCGCAAGAAAAACACAGUGUGCAGGUUCAACUUCCCACGGCCACCAUCAAGCUGUACUUUCAUCACAAGAGGCGGUAACUGUGAGGACUUGAAUGGCAAUGAUGACAAUACAAGUGCGAGUGCAAUAAUAAAGAAUGUUAAAACUGCGUUGACCAUGCCUGACAUGGAUUUUGAUACAGCCGAUGCAUUUUUUGAGUCUCUUGGGAUAGAUCAAGAUUUGUUUGAAAAGGCGUACAACAUAUGUUCCAAAAAGAAAAGCAUUGUCCUGAAACGAAGUCCUGGAGACAUUUGGGUGAACCAGUACAACAAAGACUUACUCCGUGCUUGGCAAGGCAAUAUGGAUAUCCAGUAUGUCACAGAUGCCUUUUCAGUUGUGGUCUACAUACUGUCGUACAUCACAAAAGCAGAACAAGAAAUGGGUUUGCUCUUACAACGUGCCCAAGACGAGUCAAUGAAUGGCAACCUUGAUGCAAAAGCAGCAUUCAAACAGCUUGGAAGUGUAUACCUACACAACAGAGAAGUUUCAGCCCAAGAGGCAGUUUAUCGAUUAACACACAUGCACUUGAAAGAAUGCUCUCGCGACGUACAGUUCAUUCCAGUUGGUGAUAAUCCUGUUAGGAUGAGUUUACCUCUGCAUUUACUCCAAAGUAAAGCCCAAUUCCAACAGUGUAAUGAUGAAAGCAGCAUUUGGAUGACCAAUGUGGUUGAGAGGUAUAAGAGCAGACCCCAGAAUGCACAAUUUGAGGAUUUAUGCCUGGCCAGUUUUUGUUCUGAAUACAGAGUUCUACCAAAGUCACAGGUUCCGGCUGAAAGAGAUUCACAUGACAUUGUACAGCUCAACAACAACUGUGGCUUUGUGAAACGAAGGACCCGAACUGAACCUGCUGUCGUGAGGUAUCCCAGAUUUUCUCCCACAAAAAACCCCGAAAAGUACUUCCAUUCAUUGCUGCAACUGUUUUUGCCUUACUAUGAAGACUGUCACCUCAAACCGCCCCAGUUUGAUACAUAUGAGGAUUUCUAUAAAAAUGGUGCAGUGAAAUGUGGUGUUGAUGUUCAAAGAGUGCAGUCGAUUGUGGAUACCAACAAAGCUUUAUUUGAAAAAGAAAGUGAUGAGAUUGAUAGAGCUAAACAGUUGCUGGAAGACAAAAUUGAUCUAGAAGAUGCCUGGGCUCAGAUAUGUCCUGAAACAGAAAGGGAACGUCUUCGUUGUUUGAAUCUGAUGAAAAAAAAGGUUGUAGAUGAUGAAGGUGAUGAUGAUGACAAACUCAUUCCUGACCUGACAGCAAACCCACAGACUACAUGCACUUUGGAAACAAAUCAUGUGUCAAUGCCCAGACAAGAUGCAUUACAUUUAUUGCGAUCAUUAAAUGAAGAACAGUCUGCCAUAUUCUAUGCUGUUCGUAAGUGGUGUUUGCAGAAACUGUUUGGACAAAAUCCUGAACCAUUGCGAUUAUUCAUUACUGGUGGAGCAGGAACAGGGAAAAGCCAUUUAAUCAAAGCGAUACAUUACGAAUCUACCAGGCUGUUGUCACAGAUUGCUGAAAAUCCUGAGGAUCUCACUGUGCUUCUAACAGCACCUACAGGAGUGGCUGCAUAUAACAUUGGUGCUGCAACAAUUCACAAUACAUUCUCCAUUGGUGCAAAUGUCAAACUGCCAUAUCAACCACUAGGUGAUGAGAAAGUCAAUUCUUUGCGAACCAAAAUGGGCAGCUUGCAAAUUCUGAUCAUUGAUGAAGUGUCCAUGGUCGACCACCGUCUUUUGGCCUACAUUCAUGGUAGACUGCGUCAAAUUAAGCAGACUGGUGAUUAUUCCUUGUUUGCCAAAGUUUCCCUGAUUUGUGUGGGUGAUUUUUUUCAACUCAAGCCCGUGAAAGGCACGCCUCUUUUUGCUGAAAACAAAGGAGCCAACCUGUGGGACAACAACUUUGAGGUUGCAGAACUGACUAAAGUUGUUAGACAAGAAAAUGCAGCAUUUGCGGAAAUGCUUAAUCGUCUCAGAGUCCGUAAAAAGAACGAACCUCUCACCGACUGUGAUGUUCUCACACUGAGGCAGCGUGAAACUGGUGAGGAAUCUACAGACAUUCAUGUGUAUGCUACAAAUGCAGAGGUUGAUGAAUAUAACGUGAAGAGACUGCAAGAGACCUGCCCAGACGCAAUCAGCAUACGUGCUCAAGACUUUGUCCGAAAUCCCAAAACUGGAAGAAUGGAACGGAAAUUUGGCUUUCACACAAAAGUUUUCAACUCUUGCUUGCCUAAAUGUGUUUCCUUGGGUGUUGGAGCAAGGGUCAUGUUGAAGAAAAACAUAGAUGUGUCUGAUGGCCUUGUCAAUGGAGCAUGUGGCACAGUCGUGGAAAUCAUUCAAAGUCAACAAGACGAUGACAUGCCUGCAGCUAUCCAUGUGGACUUUGAAGACCCUAAUGUAGGAAAGAUCCAGAGGUCAAAAGCAAAAAGGGUUUCUGAACGUUCAACGAUAGUGGAAGUGCAAGAGGAACAAGUGGCUAAUAAUGGUGGAGUACGAAGGCAACUGCCGAUUAGCCUGGCCUGAGACGUGGCUCAAUGUAGACACUGAUGAAGAGCCACAACUUCCAGGAUACGUCUUCAAACACAAUCCGAGAGGAAACUGUUACAAUGACUCCGAGCCAGCCUUUGCAGCGCUGAAACAACAACAAAGAGGUGGAGUUGGUCUGUUUUGUUCAGAAAACGUUGACGUGCAGGUGUCAAUUCCAGAAAGAUGCAAUUUGGAAUGUCUGUAUUUUGAAAUACCACAUGCAAAUUUGACUGCUGCUGUGUUGUACAGGCCCAGCUCUUAUAAGAUUGACAUGUUUCGAGAACAGUUAUUACAGGUCAUCUUUGAACUUGAAAAGCAUCCUGGGAGGAAACUCAUCAUGGGAGACUUCAAUGAGGACAUCUUUGUAUCGUCUACAAUUCUCAAGUUAUUGGAACGGCAUGGAUACACUCAACAUGUGCAAGCAGCCACAACUGAAAAAGGUACAUUAAUAGAUCAUGUCUACAUUAAAGGCACAGAAGAUGUUGUUGUUGAAGUUGUGCAGACAUACUACAGUUUUCAUGAAGCGAUACUGAUCUCACUGUUGUAAUGUUUUCUGUGAUUAAUGAUAUUUGUCUUUGAAUAGGUAGGCAUUUAUAU